AUGCCGACUAGGCACCCUUUUGCGAUGGACACCACUUCUGCGAGCAACCUCAACAUGACAACUCCCAAGCCUACCUUGAAAUGGUCGAAGCAGUUCUCGGUAACGACGAGCGAUCGUGUUGCACUUCCUGGGGACAAGAUCUUGCUUCCGCCUUCAGCGUUGGAGGAUUUGUUGGAGGCGACUUCGGCCGUGGCAGCUCAUGCAAAGCAGCGAGAUCUGCCAGCAUACGACCCAUACAACUCGUCGACUUGGUCGGCACAUAGGCGAGCGGAAGCAGAGUUCCAGGAUCAAUGGCAGCAGUUGCUCUACCCUCUGACAUUUCGGCUCGUCAAUGGCGAGAACGAGCGAGUGGUGUAUGCUGGUAUUCGGGAGUUCUCGGCCGAGGAGGGCCAAGUUGUGCUCAGCCCGUUCUUGUGGGAGAGCUUAGGACUGAAAGCCCACGAGGCUAACCGCGAGGAUGCCAUGGAAGUAGAUGGAAAGAGUCUGUCAUCAACCAUCACCAUCCAUGCCAAGAUUCUGCCCAAGGGCACAUUUGCGAAGCUCAGGCCAAUGGAAGCUGGCUACGAUCCGGAGGACUGGAAAGCAUUACUCGAGCAGUAUUUGCGACAGAACUACACCACCCUUACGAAUGGCGAGGUGUUGAUCGUACCUGGUCCAAGAGGUGCAGGAGGCAAGAAGGAGGAGUUCCGCUUUUUGGUUGAUGGCUUCAAGCCUGACGUGGAUGGCAUUUGCAUUGUGGACACAGACCUCGAAGUCGAUAUCGAGGCCUUGAACGAGGAGCAAGCACGUGAGACACUCAAGAGGGUCGCAGCAAAGUUGACACGACUGCCUGGAUCCGAGCAGGGAACUUCGCCUGGUGGUGAGCUGGACCUAUUCAAGGAGCAGACAGGGCAAGUGCUACCGGGAGAAUAUGUCGACUACCAGCUACCUUCUUGGAUUAAGUCGCAGGCUCUCGACUUGGAACUUCACGUGGACGACGAGGAUGUCGAUCUCGAUCUGCUAGUCAGUCCAUUCUCGGCAACUCAGCGCGUAAAGCCACGACUCGAUGAACAUGUCUUUGCUGAUCUGGAGGGCCGUCCGCGGAAGCGUAUUCGUAUAGAGCCGACGAAUGCAGAGCUGGAAAAGGCGGAGGCACUGUUCAUCUCGGUACAUGCUUGCGAUAUCACCGAACACCCGACGAAUGACACAUCUGCUGGUAGCAAUGCACGCCCGAGACACUAUACCCUACGAGCACGACAUACUGAUGACAAGAGCGACUCGAGCCAGCUGAAGCUCAACGAUGAUGACGUUGCACCAAAUGAAGGAGACGUGCGGUGCAAGAACUGCCUACAAUGGGUCCCAGGCCGUGCACUAAUGCUACACGAAAACUUCUGUCUUCGCAACAACAUCGCCUGCCCUAAAGGAUGUGGUCAAGUCUUCCAAAAACGCUCUCCGGCUUACGAAGCCCACUGGCAUUGCCUCCACGACGUGGCCUACGGCAGCACCCCAGCCACGAAAGUCAAACACGACUCUAUCUUUCACCCAGACAAUGUCCUUCGCUGCCAGGACUGUAAUACUAAAGAGACCUUUCCCAACAUAAUCGGCCUCUCUCACCAUCGCACAACAACAUGUCCAUCGAAGCUAAUCCUCUGCCGUUUCUGUCACCUCGAAGUUCCACAAGAAGGCGACCCAGACCAACCAUCAGCAGAAGUCAUGCUCUCUGGCCUUACCGCCCAUGAACUAGCCGACGGCGCAAGAACGACCGAAUGCCACCUCUGCUCUCGCAUUGUCCGACUGAGGGAUAUGGAAGUCCACCUCCGGACCCACGACCUCGAUCGCCUGAACAGACUUGCUCCGCAACCAUGCCGCAACAUCCUUUGCGGCCGCACACGGGACAGAUGUGGGAAGAACGGUGAUACGCGAGCAGGAACCAAACAAGGCCAGGGUAGUGGGAACGACAUCGGGCUGUGUAGUACUUGUUUCGGACCCCUGUAUGUCAGUAUGUACGAUCCCGAAGGCAAGGCUCUGCGACGGAGAAUUGAAAGGCGAUAUCUGCAACAAUUGGCUGUGACAAAUGGCUGUGGGAAGGCGCACUGUAAGAACGAAUACUGCAAAGCCGGACGCAAGAAUAUGGGCAUCGCAGGCACGAUCAUCAUGAAAGACGGUAUGACGAUGGUGAAACCUUUCAUCGAGGGUCUUGAGAAGCCGCUAGGGGAAGAGAAUACGCCAUUGCAUUUCUGCGUGGAUCAGAGGAGUCAGACUUCGAGGCAGAUGGCUGAGAUGCUUGCUGCUGAAGAUGGUGGGUUCACAGGAAAGACAUAUGAGUUUGAGUGGUGUGUUGGUGCUCUUGAGGCGGAGGAGGGUGAUUUGGAGAGGGCGAGGACGUGGUUGAAGAAUUGGGCACCCACGAAGCUUGAGCAGGUUAGACGGUAG
Recurvomyces mirabilis is the source of this 2412-nucleotide messenger RNA. RefSeq lists its product as uncharacterized. NCBI's taxonomy places the organism in Eukaryota, Fungi, Ascomycota, Dothideomycetes, Mycosphaerellales, Teratosphaeriaceae. Gene Ontology annotation, molecular function: polyubiquitin modification-dependent protein binding. The transcript is spliced from 2 exons. Gene Ontology annotation, cellular component: VCP-NPL4-UFD1 AAA ATPase complex. Bases 1 to 2412 code for a protein of 803 amino acids. The record is from RefSeq and is a predicted model, not a curated record.